Molecule: messenger RNA, 759 nt
Organism: Acanthosepion pharaonis
Lineage: Eukaryota; Metazoa; Mollusca; Cephalopoda; Sepiida; Sepiidae
Source: the annotation of a GenBank genome assembly
AUGGACCAGUGCGGUGUUUGCGGUGGCAAUAACACCUGCGUCAAGUCCACAGAGACACCGUCGACAAAGACGGAAGCAACCACCAACGACAGCGUCAGUAAACUUGACAUUGCCAAGGACGACGCCUUGGCUCAUGACCACCAAUUGAGUAUUGAACAUGAACAUCAAAGAGAGCAAGAACAACAGCAACAGUCGCCGCCUGCCAUCGACGAAUCAGAAGCAAGUUUGAUCUGUCAAAUUUCUACUCGUACGAAACAGAGGGAAUCGUGUUCUUUUUUUCUUUGGCUUUUUCUUUUUCUUCGCUUUCUUUUUCAUCUUCUAUUUCUUCUUUUUCUUUUUCCUUUUUCUUUUCUUCUUUUUCUUUUUUAUUUUUCCUCUUAUUCUUUUUUCCUUCUUUUUCUUUUCUUUUCCUUCUUUUUCUUUUUCGUCUUAUUCUUUUUUUUUACUUUUUCUUGUUCUUUUUCUUCUUUUCUUUUUCUUAUUCUUUUCUUCUUUUUCGUUUUCUUUUUCUUUUCUUUCUCUUUUCCUUCUUUUUCUAUUCGUUUUCUUCUUUUUCUUUUUUGUCUUAUUCUUUUUCUUUCCUUCUUUUCCUUUUUCUUUUUCUUCUUAUUCUUUUCCUUCUUUUUUUCUAUUUCUUUUUCUUCUUUGUCUUUUUUUUUUCGUCGUCUUCUAUUUCUUCCUUUUCCUUUAUUUUCUUCUUUUUUCUUCUUCUUCUUAUUUCCUGCGUCUCUCUCUCUCUCUCUCUCUCUCUCUCUUUAG